ACAUCCGGUAACAUGAAUUUAUGUGUUACUUUGUCAAUUCUAUUUUAUUUAUAAUAUGUUUUAUGAAUUAUAACCGUUUUGCAAUGGUAUUUUCAAUAAUGAUAAAUUUCAAGAAAGAGUUUGUUAUACGUUAAAACAUAUCGAUUGAUUUUCUCUUUUGAAAUACAACACAUAGCAGCCUCCUGCCAUGUCAGUGGAAUGUGAGGUUAUAUUCCAGGUCGACGGUCAAAAUUCAUUUUGUAUACUUUUAUAAAUAUAUAUGACUAAAGUGUUACUAAAAAAUGCCAAGUAUCAUCGAUAAUUUGUAAUGAAUUUGUUUAAACAUUAUGGCUAUUGAAGUUCAUCCUCUAACUAAUAAUCCUACCGCUGCUUGGUCUGAAUUGUCACAACAUCAAAAGGUUAUAAAAAUAAAUGUUAAACCACCAACAAAUGAUGCUCCAAGUAAUAAGCUGAGAGUAGUAUGCAUGAGUGAUACUCAUUCUCUAACUCAAUAUAUCAAGUUCAAUAUUCCACAUGGUGAUGUUUUUAUUCAUGCUGGUGAUUUUACAAAAUGUGGAAGCUUACAAGAAGUAAUUGAAUUCAACAAUUGGAUAGGAAAUUUACCUCACAACCAUAAAAUAGUGAUUGCUGGAAAUCAUGAAUUGAGCUUUGAUUCAACAUUCACACAUCCUUUUACAACUAAAAAUAGUGGUGAUAGACAUAAACAUAUGGGAACCAGUAUUUUAGAUAACAUUCCAACUCUCGGAAUGUCAAAAGAUACUUUAGCAGAGGCGAUAAAAACUGAAAAUGUUAAGGAUUAUUUAACAAAUUGUACUUAUUUAGAAGAUUCUGAAGUCGUAAUACAUGGAAUUAAAAUCUAUGGAACACCUUGGCAACCUGAAUUUUGUAAAUGGGCUUUUAAUGUACCUCGAGGUAAACCUUGUCUUACAAAAUGGGAAUUAAUACCAUCAGAUACUGACAUUCUUGUAACUCAUACACCGCCUAUAGGACAUGGUGAUUUAUGUUGUAGUGGAGUGAGAGCUGGAUGUGUUGAACUUUUAUCAAGUGUGCAAAAUCGUAUAAAACCAAAAUAUCAUGUUUUCGGCCACAUCCAUGAAGGAUAUGGCAUAUCGUCGGAUGGCAAAAUUAUUUAUAUCAAUGCAUCAACAUGUGAUCUGAACUACUUACCUAGUAACCCUCCUAUCGUAUUUGAUAUAACUUUACCAUCGGGAAUAGAUAAAAACGUAGAUUAAUAUUUAAUAUUAAGUAAAAGGGCACUGAAUAUUAUUAAUUUAAAAAUAAAAAUUAGAUAAUUUAGUUGUUUAAUUUCAAAAGUUAAAAGUUUCAAAUUGUCUUUAAUAUUUCCAGAUGUUUUUUUUUGUAUUGUCUUACAAAUUGUCAAUCUGAUUUUAUAAGUUGACUUAAAUGGUAAAUUUUUAAUUUAUAAAUAAAAAUUGGAAAUGAUGAAUAAAUAAUAAAAACAAUUCGACAUUUUGUGUAUAUACUUUUUGUUCAUUUUUUAAGUUUGUAAAUAAUUCGAUAUUAUCAAGUAAUAAGUAAGAUCAGAACGUAGAAAAAAAAAUUGUAAUUAAAAUAUAAAAGCAGUUAAAAAGAAUAUAUGUUUUAUACAUCGGAUGUCAGUAUUAAAACAAUUGGAAAUAAUUGUGGAAAGGUUUGAAAAACAAAUAUCACUUAUGAAAGCAUUAUCAUUUUAAUAAAACAAUGUAUUUUAGAGGAACUACAUGGCGUAGAUUAAAUUAAAAUAUCUCAUUGAAUUAUACAAAAAUUUGUAACGAUAAGAAAAAAUUUUUAAUUCUUACAAUUUUUUAAUUAUAAAAAUUAUGUAAUUGUUCUUAACUCAAAUAAUGUGGACACAAUCUAUUUGUACUUUUUAUAGAUUUUUACAAUCAAAUAUUUCAUUGUACAAUUCUAUUUUAUUCAUUGUAUUUUUUCGAUAUUAAGUAUCAAUUAAUUUGACAUAUUCAAUUACGGAAUAAUUUGUAAAUGUUUUAAAAGAAAAAAAUCCUCAUCUUCAAUAUUUUACAAAGAUACUACUUUGUAAGAUUCUUACUAACAAUACGAUACCAGAUCGUCAUUUGAUAAUAAAAAAAAAAACAAAAAUUGCUAAGUUGAAUCAAUGUUUAAAAAAAAAAAAA
This is a messenger RNA of Chelonus insularis, 2135 nucleotides long. Its product is annotated as metallophosphoesterase domain-containing protein 1. The coding region runs from base 327 to 1232 and encodes 301 amino acids. Gene Ontology annotation, molecular function: hydrolase activity. The record is from RefSeq and is a predicted model, not a curated record. Lineage: Eukaryota; Metazoa; Arthropoda; Insecta; Hymenoptera; Braconidae. The transcript has 5 exons.